This is a messenger RNA of Nannospalax galili (Upper Galilee mountains blind mole rat), 2177 nucleotides long. RefSeq names its product potassium voltage-gated channel modifier subfamily F member 1 (gene Kcnf1). Gene Ontology annotation, cellular component: membrane; voltage-gated potassium channel complex. The coding region runs from base 406 to 1887 and encodes 493 amino acids. The record is from RefSeq and is a predicted model, not a curated record. Gene Ontology annotation, biological process: potassium ion transmembrane transport; protein homooligomerization. The transcript has a single exon. Gene Ontology annotation, molecular function: voltage-gated potassium channel activity. Lineage: Eukaryota; Metazoa; Chordata; Mammalia; Rodentia; Spalacidae.
CUCUGGAAAAGCCAGCCCAAGUUCGCUCUCCGCACACCUCGGCUGACGGCGUGGGUCGCGCAGCUCAGGGACCCGCCAGUCGCCACCCGCACGCGGGGGAAGGAGGACGCUGCCCGCCUCCGGCGUUCGGAACUGUCUGCCGGAGGCCAAACCGAAGCGCCAGAUCGGGAGCUGGAGGGUGAGUGUCCCGGACGCCGGAGGCCACCGGCUGCCAGUCCCCGCGCGCCUGAAUGCCGGCGCGCAGCCCCGCCGCCUGGUGCAUGGCUCCCCCGCGGCGCGCCCCAGCCAGUCGCCGCCAGCAGUGAGCACCCUUCUGGGCAGGUGGCUGUUGUCCCCCAGGGCCGCGCAUCGCUGGCGGCGGCAGGGCGCGCGGAGCCCGGGCUUGAGAGUGCACCCUCCGGGAGCAUGGACGCGUCCGAGGACCACAGCCUCCCGGAGCCUGGCAGCCAGGGCUCCGCGGCAGCCGACGACAUCGAGAUCGUGGUGAACGUGGGGGGCGUGCGGCAAGUGCUGUACGGAGACCUGCUCAGCCAGUACCCCGAGACCCGGCUCGCGGAGCUCAUCAACUGCUUGGCCGGGGGUUACGACACCAUCUUCUCCUUAUGCGACGAUUACGACCCCGGCAAGCGCGAAUUCUACUUUGACCGGGACCCAGACGCGUUCAAGUGUGUCAUUGAGGUCUACUAUUUCGGGGAGGUCCACAUGAAGAAAGGCAUCUGCCCCAUCUGCUUCAAAAACGAGAUGGACUUCUGGAAGGUGGACCUCAAAUUCCUGGAUGACUGUUGCAAGAGCCAUUUGAGCGAGAAGCGCGAGGAGCUGGAGGAGAUCGCGCGCCGGGUGCAGCUCAUCUUGGACGACCUAGGUGUGGACGCGGCAGAGGGCCGCUGGCGCCGCUGCCAGAAGUGCGUCUGGAAGUUCCUGGAGAAGCCGGAGUCGUCGUGCCCCGCGCGGGUAGUGGCCGUCCUGUCCUUCUUGCUCAUCCUCGUCUCGUCCGUGGUCAUGUGCAUGGGCACCAUCCCCGAGCUGCAGGUGACGGACGCUGAGGGCAACCGCGUGGAGCACCCAACGCUAGAGAACGUGGAGACUGCGUGCAUCGGCUGGUUCACGCUGGAGUACCUGCUGCGCCUCUUCUCGUCGCCCAACAAGCUGCACUUCGCCCUGUCCUUCAUGAACAUCGUGGACGUGCUGGCCAUCCUCCCCUUCUAUGUGAGUCUCACGCUCACGCACCUGGGCGCCCGGAUGAUGGAGCUGACCAACGUGCAACAGGCAGUGCAAGCCCUGCGGAUCAUGCGCAUCGCCCGCAUCUUCAAGCUGGCCAGACACUCCUCCGGCCUGCAGACCCUCACCUACGCCCUCAAGCGUAGCUUCAAGGAACUGGGGCUAUUGCUCAUGUACCUGGCCGUGGGCAUCUUUGUCUUCUCUGCACUGGGUUACACCAUGGAGCAGAGCCACCCUGAGACACUGUUUAAGAGUAUUCCCCAGUCCUUCUGGUGGGCCAUUAUCACCAUGACCACAGUGGGCUAUGGUGACAUCUACCCCAAGACCACACUGGGCAAACUCAACGCGGCCAUCAGCUUCUUGUGUGGGGUGAUUGCCAUCGCCCUGCCCAUCCACCCCAUCAUCAACAACUUUGUCAGGUACUACAACAAGCAGCGUGUCCUGGAGACGGCAGCCAAGCACGAGCUGGAGCUGAUGGAGCUCAAUUCCAGCAGCACAGAGGGCAAGCCCGGGGGUUCCCGCAGCGAUCUGGAUACUCUGCCCCCAGAGCCUACUGCCAAGGAGGGGCCGAGCUGGGGCAGCCGCCUGAAGCUCUCCCACAGCGACACCUUCAUCCCCCUGCUGACCGAGGAAAAGCACCAUAGAACCCGACUCCAGAGCUGCAAGUGAUGGGCAGGCUCCUGGGACAGAGACAGACCAGCUGUGGAUGGACAAAACGUUGGGUAGGCAUGUCAGCUGGCAUGCAGUGGUUUCAGAGGGGCUGCCUGUGUCUCCCAGUCCUCCCCACUCCCCAGCAGACUGCCAAGGCUGGGUAAGACUCCUUGAGUGUCAACUGUCCAGAUACAGGAGCAGGGAGUGCAGGAGCCACAGGGCCACUUGGGGCUACUGGAACAGCCUGACAGGAGCCCACAUCUGCUUCUGUCUCCCUUUCAAUAAAACCUCCGGCUCUGCACACCCUC